AAAUGGGACACAGAAAGAAAGAAAGAAAGAAAGAAAGAAGCAAAGUAAAGCAACAGCUGCUCUUCUGCUACUCCCACCAUCCCCUCUUUCUUUCAUUUCUCCCUCAACACACUCCACCUCUUUUCACGUGAAUUUCUAGGGUUUCCACUACUUUACGCCACCGACAUACCUCCACCAUCCGCCCAUAUUUCCACCAGAUCCGCCCAAUUUCCACCGUCAAUAACCUCCAUUUCACUCCAAUUUGCCUCCAUAUCCGUUAUUACAGUUAAUUCGUUUCAUAUACUGGUUCUCGUUGACCUUAAUUGCGUCAAUUUUGACUUCCGUACAGCGGUGCAGGUAAGUCAACAGGUUUUAGAUUCUUCUUACUUGUAGCGUGAGGUUACGUUAACCUAGAUCUAUUUUUUAUUAAGUUACGUGAAUUGAUGACGUCACACUUGAAGUUAGUAUCCAGAUAAAGUGAAUCCGGUGACUGUAGGUGGCAUAAUGAUGAAUUAAUGGUGAAUUUGUGAGUUAAUUAGGUUGUUAACAGGUGUUGUGAGCUGUUUAUGUUAAGUUACGUGAAUUGAUGACGUCAUGCUUGAAGUUGAUAUUCAGAUGAAGUGAAUCCGGUGACUGUAGGUGGAAUAGUGAUAGAAUAAUGAUGAAUUUGUGAGUUAAUUUGGUUGUUAACAGGUGUUGCUGUGAGCUGUUUAUGUUAAGUUACGUGAAUUGAUGACGUCACAGUUGAAGUUGAUAUUUAGAUGAAGUGAAUCCGGUGACUGCAGGUGGAGUGGUGAUAGAAUAAUGAUGAAUUUGUGAGUUAAUUAGUUUUUUAACAGGUGUUGUUGUGAGCUGUUUAUGUUAAGUUACGUGAAUUGAUAACGUCACAUUUGAAAUUGGAGUUCAGAUGAAGUGAACCUGGUGAAUAACGUGAAUUUGUGAGUUAAUUAGGUUGUUAAGAGGUGUUGUUGAAAUUUAGGGUUUGUAAGUUAGUAUAUGAUUGGGAUGUGUGUUUGUUGGAUGAAUUAAGGAGUUAAAUAAUGCCUGUUUCACCGGCGAUUGUUUCGCCGGCGAUGAGACGUUCGCCAGGGAGGGAAGCGAGAGGCGGUGGUCAUAAAAGAGGAUGUAGUCUUGAGAGUGGAAUGGUGUUUAAGGAGAGAGAUGAUGAUCUGGCUUUGUUUAAUGAGGUGCAAAGCAAAGAGAGAGAUGGUUUUUUGUUGCAGGAUGAUGAUGAUUUUGAAGACGUUUUCGUGACCAAGUUAAGGCAUUUUUCAGAUCACAAGAAUGGAUUAAAUGUUGCUGCUCGAGGAGAAAGCAGUGACCUCCUCAAUGCAGAAGAGGAAAAGAAUGAUUACGAAUGGUUAAUGACUCCUCCUGAUACCCCUCUGUUUCCCUCGUUGGAUGAUGAGACGCCUCGAGUUAUUCCCGCACAAAGGGGUAGACCUCGAGCUCAACCCAUUUCAAUCUCCAGAUCAUCAACAAUGGAAAAGAGCCACAGAAGCAGUAGAGGUAGUCCAAGCCCAAAUCGUUUGAGCCCAUCUCCACGUUCUCACGAACCCACAUUUCAACCCAGAACUCGGGCCACAUCAGCACCUAGUUCUAGCCCACCACCUACCCGUAGGCCCGCCACUGGAUCGAGAAGACCAUCAUCCCCAUCAAGUAAACCUUCCUCACCACCUCCACGAGCUUCUACACCACCUUCAAGACGAUUAAGUACCGGUUCUACUAGUACUACGAGGGGUAUUUCAGUCAAUUCAGCUUCACCAAAAAUAAGGGCAUGGCAGGCAAAUAUUCCUGGUUUUUCCACUGAAGCACCACCGAAUCUCAGAACAUCUUUAGCUGACCGACCUGCGUCUUAUGUACGUGGAUCCUCACCCGCUUCUAGAAACGGGAGAAAAUCGAUGUCACCUACUGCACCUAGAAGCAUCAGCUCGUCUCAUAGUAGAGGUUCAGUUGCAUCUUAUGCUGCUGAUGAUGAUCUUGAAUCUCUACCGUCUGUUACUGUUGAUGGGUCAGAACGAUCAAAUUCGAGGAGAGUGAUCGGGUUUAGAAAUAAUAACUAUAAUAAAGUUCCUUCUCCUCAAAAGCCGGGCCGAACACUUACUUCUAGUUCUGCUCCAAAAAGAUCCUUUGAUAUGGCACUUCGACAAAUGGAUCAUAGAAAAAGUCCCCAAAAUAUGUUCAGACCACUGCUCUCGAGUGUCCCUACUUCAAAUUUUUACGCCGGGAAAUCAAGUCCCGCUUGGAAUUCUUCGGUAACAACUAGUAGUAAUGCAAGUUCCGAUUUUGGCACUAGUGGGCCCCACAAUAUUGAAGAAAAUGAACUAAACGAUGACGAGGCAACAAGUGGAAUUACAAAGGUCCCAGAUUCUAAUGUUAAUGAUGAAGCAAUAUUUGUGUUUGAAAAAACUGAUUCGUUAAAUGAAGAUACAAGGAUCGAAACCCAAGAUAUUUCACCAAAUGAAGAUGUAAUUGUAGAUGAUUUCAACGGCCAGGAUGAUAUGUUGGUUUGUUCUAGAUGUGGUUGUGAGUACUCUGUUAUAACGCAAACAGAAGAUGACGUUAAAGUUUGUCUAAAUUGCCGAAAGUCAACUUCAGCUUUGACCGUCGGUGAUACCGUGACAAGCAUAGUGUCCGUUGCUAGUUCCGAAACAGAAGAUCAUGAAUUCGUCAACAACACAAUGAACACACUGAAGCCUCAGUUGACCUUAGUCAAAGAUGAAUAUCCGGAGUUGACUUGUAAGGACGAAUCGCAAUCUGAGCAACAUGAAGAUUUACUCAAGGAUGGUGGGGACCGUGAACUGACCCAGGUCAACCAUGACGAAAUAAGUCAACCAAGUUCAAGUUAUAGUGACACGCGGGGAGAACAAAUUCAGCACACUGUUAACACUGUUGACUUUCCAAAGUCAAAGGAUGAAUCUUCAGAACCAGAAGGUAUUUCAACAAUUCUCAAAAGGUCUAGUAGUAUGAAGGGGCCGGUUACACGAAGCAGGAAUUUUUCAGCCAGUAGCAUUUCUUAUGAUGCUCUUUCAUAUAUGUCUGCUUCGUCUUCUGUUGACUUUGGGCCUCGUUUACAAAGUCAACUGAGUAGCAGGAGAUCCGACACAGAAAAUUACAAAUAUGACCCUGUGAAUGUAAAACAUCGACGUAGUGUGUCAUCUUUAUCCGGAACUUCUAGUCAUGCCUUCCAUCCUUCUAGUGUGGGAACAAGUACACUCGAUCCAUUUGAGGUAUCCGUUGUCCGUGAGGAUCGAGAUGUUGCUGACUCAGCAUCUGUGGGACCGCAAGAAAAUCCAAGUGAAAACGACACAUGCAAUGAAAAUGUUGAUUCAGGUGACGUUAUGUUACCUGAACUUGUAAACGAGCCUUCUUCGUUAGAGGUAUCCGUUGUGCCCGUGGAGAGAGAUGUUGCUGACUCAGCAUCUGUGGGCCCUCACGAAAAUCCAAGUGAAAACGACACAUGCACUGAAAAUGCUGACUCGGCAUCUGUGGGCCCUCAAGAUACUAAUACUUUUACGACUUGUACUGUUGAGGAAGGUACAAGUCUAGCUCCAGGUGUCGAUAGCAAUGAUGUGACAGAAGUUUCAUUGGGUGCGUUAUCAGAACGAGAAGUUGAUCGAACGUCUUCAUCUUCUCCUGCUUCACAGUGUCAUUCUUCUCGACUUUCUGAGAGCAGCGUAGAAGAGUUUCAGGACCCUCAUGCCACAGCUGCAGUUAGUAAAGAUACGGAAUUCAACACCUCAAAUCAUUCAAGCAGCAUCAUUGAAGAAUCAAUGGUUUUGGUUGAAGGCCAAGAAGGAACAAAGGGAAGAAGUUUAACACUCGAAGAAGCAACCGACACAAUUCUUUUUUGCAGCUCGAUAGUUCAUAAUUUAGCCUACGAGGCUGCAAAUAUAGCGAUCGAGAAAGAAACCCCGUCAGAACCUUUAGAAAACAAUGAUUAUCAACCGCUUGUGCCAGCCGCCACUAAAAGCUAUUCCGGUAGAAAAUAUCUUCAAAGCCGAAAAACAAGCAAACGGUCAUCAAAAUCCCAAAAAACGAGGAGAAAAACAACGGAAGGAGACACCAUGAAAGCUCCUAACAGCAUAAACACGGGUGAGGAAACAGACGUACCGAAACCCCGUAUUGUUUAUUCUAAUAAUAAAGAGAACACGAAACCACCGGUACUAGAAUCUAAAUGCAAUUGCAGAAUAAUGUGAUAUGAUAGGAUAUCGUUUGAACCUAGCAGAGGUUUCAGGUUCGAAUCUAGUUUCCUCGGCUUUUUUUUUUUUUUUUUUUUUUUUUUUUUUUUUGCCUUUUAACCCCCUUAAAGUUAACUUGCGCGAUGCAAGUUGCGUUUUAACACGCCCUCACGGUUAGCAAUAAAAAAUAAAAAAGGAAUGUGGUUUGAGUAUUAAGGAUGAAUUUGAUUUUAAAUUUUUGGAUUUUGGUGGUGUAAGUAUUGUAAAGUUAAUUAGUAGGUUAUAUAUUUUUGUUUUAUUAGUGGUUUGUAUUGGUGUCAUAUAUAUAGAACAGAAUAAGAACUACUUAGCAAUUGUUGAUUGGUGUUUGGAUGUGAAGGAUUGAUUUGUCUCUUGAUUAUUUUGUAACAUUGACAAGAUUGAAUAAUAUAUUUGACAAUUUAUUU
This is a messenger RNA of Helianthus annuus (common sunflower), 4606 nucleotides long. RefSeq names its product cell wall protein RBR3. Bases 1020 to 4178 code for a protein of 1052 amino acids. Lineage: Eukaryota; Viridiplantae; Streptophyta; Magnoliopsida; Asterales; Asteraceae. The record is from RefSeq and is a predicted model, not a curated record. The transcript has 7 exons. Gene Ontology annotation, biological process: cortical microtubule organization. Gene Ontology annotation, cellular component: cortical microtubule.